Molecule: messenger RNA, 748 nt
Organism: Saccoglossus kowalevskii
Lineage: Eukaryota; Metazoa; Hemichordata; Enteropneusta; Harrimaniidae
Product: phosphatidylethanolamine N-methyltransferase-like
Biological process (GO): phosphatidylcholine biosynthetic process
Molecular function (GO): S-adenosylmethionine-dependent methyltransferase activity
Source: RefSeq, a predicted model, not a curated record
GCAACUUAUAUUCACAGAGAUGGAUUCAGCUUUUAUAAACUGGCAGGACUCAAACCUCUACAUCGCUGGUGCAUGUAUUCUGUUUAAUCCUAUAUUUUGGAAUAUAGUAGCUAGAUAUGAAUUUCGCUCUCAAUUUCUAAGUAGAUCCUGUGGUUCUCCAUUUAAGGGAUGUAUUUUAUUAGGAAUAACUAUUAUAUUACUAGGAAUAUUCAGGGAUUUCAGGUAUCAAGUGGCGAUAGAUCACCAGCCUAAAUUAAAUUUACUUGACACACCUUGGAUGAAAUUACUAGCAAUUAUGUUUAUCACAGCUGGUGUAAUCUUCAUCUUCAGUAGUUACUGGGCACUUGGUUUUACAGGCACAUUUUUAGGUGAUUACUUUGGUAUUUUAAUGAAAGAAAGAGUUACAUGUUUUCCAUUUAAUGUAACUGAUAAUCCUAUGUAUUGGGGGUCUGUGUUAAACUUCUUAGGAGUCGCUCUAUGGAAUGUGAGCCCAGCUGGCUUUCUGUUAACAGCACUUGUAGCAGGUUGUUACAAGUUCGCAUUAUUUUUUGAAGAACCAUUCACUGCAGAAAUUUACCAAAGAAGAGGAGAAAAUAAAAAGAAAUAGUGACAUUUGAUAUAUAAUAUAAAACUGUAUGGUAAAAUCAAAAUAUUUUGUUAUUUUUAUUUUCAGCAAAAAGAAAUAAUGAGUACUUAUUAAAUGGAAUUGGAAUUAAAAUGAAACAAAGUAACUUAUUUUAUAAAUGGG